This is a messenger RNA of Mesorhabditis spiculigera, 636 nucleotides long. NCBI's taxonomy places the organism in Eukaryota, Metazoa, Nematoda, Chromadorea, Rhabditida, Rhabditidae. The record is from the annotation of a GenBank genome assembly.
AUGUCUCUGUUGACAUUGAUUGGUCGUGUUCGUGAUGGGUUGAUCCUGGCCACGUCCAUUGAAGGUGCUGAUGGCGGGGACAGCAACUUGGUCAAGUACACAAAUCAGGCAAAAAUGCUCUUCAAAAAAUUGAACCCCACCGACGCAGCUCAUACCUUCGAAAGCGGUCCCUACCAAUUCCACUAUGUCAUCAAGGGAACGAUCUGCGCGCUGGCGCUCUGUGACCGCCAAUACCCCAGAAAACUUGCCUUUUCUUUUCUGGAUGAUGUAGCCAACGAAUUCCUCAACCAGUACGCGUCAAAGAUAGAUACCGUGAGUCGGCCGUAUCAUUUCCUCGAGUUCGAUUCCUACAUUCAACAAGCCAAGCGAAAGUAUUCUGAUCGAUCUCGUUUCGCGAUGCAGGAGGUUUCGUCUGAGCUAAAGGACGUAACAAGGAUCAUGAUCAGCAACAUUGAAGAUGUCAUUCAUCGUGGAGAGGCAUUGAAUAUCUUGGAGGCAAAAGCAAAUGAUCUCUCUGGUCUCUCCCGCAAAUAUCGUGAAGAUGCAAAGGCUCUCAACCGCCGCUCGACCUGGCUGAAAGUGGGCGCUGGCAUGACCGUCCUCUUUUUCUUCGUGCUGCUCUGGCGUUUCUUCUUC